AUGUGUUUCGGAAGCUCUAAGCAGGAUGAUCCGCGUGCCAGGAAAAAUGCCGACAUCGAAAAGCAGCUGAAGGCCGACCAGAAGAGACAGGCAAAGGAGGUCAAGAUCUUGCUUUUGGGUGCUGGAGAGAGCGGCAAGUCGACAGUUUUGAAGCAGAUGCGUUUGAUCCACACCAAGGGUUUCUCACAAGGCGAGCGUAGGCAAUGGAAGGUGACCAUCUUCAACAACUUGAUCCAUGCCUUUCAAUGUAUUCAAGGCGCCAUGGAGGAACACGACGUCGCCUACGGAAACCCCCAAAACAUCAAGGCCAUGGAAGUUGUGUGCUCGGAACCAGAGAUCGGAACCGAUGACCCUAUGCCAUUGGAGUGCAUGCAUGCUUUCAAGAACCUGUGGGACGAUGAUGGCGUUCAGGGUGCUAUUGCAAAGGGUCACGAAUAUGCGCUGCACGACAACCUCGAGUACUACAUGAGCGACCUCAGCAGACUUUUCGAAAAGAACUAUGUUCCCGGAGAUCAGGACAUCCUGCGUGCACGCCUUAGGACGACAGGUAUCAGCGAGACCAUCUUCGACACUGGCAAUUUGACCUUCAAGAUGUUUGAUGUCGGUGGUCAGCGUUCGGAAAGAAAGAAGUGGAUUCACGUUUUCGACAACGUGCAAGUCGUCUUGUUCCUUGUGGCCAUCAGCGGUUUCGAUCACGUCCUGGUCGAAGACAAGAAUGGAAACCAAAUGCACGAAGCUCUGAUGCUCUUCGAAUCCAUCGCCAAUAGUCGCUACUUUGAGAAAUCCGGCCUGGUGCUAUUCCUCAACAAACUCGACCUUUUCACUGAGAAGGUCUCAACAGGCCGAGGACGCAUUCGCGACCAUUUCCCAGACUACACAGGCAGCAACACCGAUGUGGCGGCAGGUCAAAAGUUCUUCGCUGACAAGUUCCGCAACCUGGUACGGGAUCCUACAAAGGAGGUCUACGUGCACGGCACGACGGCCACGGACACCAACCUACUGGAAAAGACGAUGAAGAGCGUGCAGGACAUGAUCGUUCAACGCAACCUGCACUCGUUGAUGUUGUGA
Molecule: messenger RNA, 1068 nt
Organism: Aureobasidium namibiae CBS 147.97
Lineage: Eukaryota; Fungi; Ascomycota; Dothideomycetes; Dothideales; Saccotheciaceae
Product: G-protein alpha subunit
Exons: 4
Coding region: 1-1068 (355 amino acids)
Biological process (GO): G protein-coupled receptor signaling pathway
Cellular component (GO): heterotrimeric G-protein complex
Molecular function (GO): G protein-coupled receptor binding; GTPase activity; G-protein beta/gamma-subunit complex binding
Source: RefSeq, a predicted model, not a curated record